UCGCUGGACAUCGACAGGGAAUCAGUGCAGAAGCAGCAGCAGCUGCCGUCGUUGUCAUCAUCGUGGCGGGCUGCCGCGGCCAGCUUCAGGGAGAGCCUGUCACGAUCCCUCUCCCUCAACCAGCAACACGAUCAGGAGAUCAAUGACGAUGAGGCCGAGCUGAAAUGGGCGGCCGUCGAGAGGCUGCCCACCUUGGACAGGCUCCACACCUCGCUGCUCCAUGGAGAUGGAGACUCAUUGGAAUUGCAAAUGGUGGACGUGCGCAGGCUGGGGCGGCGCAUGGUGGUGGACACCCUCAUCGCCAACAUCCACCGUGACAACCUCCGCCUGCUCCGCAAGCAGCGCCAGAGGAUCGACAGGGUCGGCGUCCGCCCGCCCACGGUGGAGGUGCGCUGGCACGACGUCUGCGUGGAGGCGGAAUGCCAGGUGGUGCAGGGGAAGCCGCUCCCCACCAUCUGGAACGCCGCCAUCUCCAACCUCUCUGCGGUAAGCAGCAUGCUUGGCUUCAACCGCCAGCAUGCCAGGAUCCGCAUCCUCAAUGGUGUCAGCGGCGUCGUCAAGCCUUCCAAGCUGACGCUUCUCCUGGGACCCCCGGGCUGCGGCAAGACUACACUCCGCAAGGCGAUCGUAGGGAAGCUCAAUGCCAAUCUCAAGGUCACAGGAGAAAUCGAAUACAAUGGUGUGGGGCUGAGUGACUUCAUUCCGGAGAAGACGGCAGCUUACAUCGAUCAGUAUGAUCUCCAUGCCCCCGAGAUGACCGUCAGAGAGACCAUCGACUUCUCUGCAAGAUUCCAGGGUGUUGGCAACAGAGCAGAAAUCAUGAAGGAGGUGAUUAGAAGGGAGGAGGAGGCCGGGAUUACCCCUGACCCUGAUGUUGACACUUAUAUGAAGGCAAUAUCUGUGGAAGGUUUAGAAAGGAAUAUACAAACGGAUUACAUUAUGAAGAUCAUGGGACUUGACAUAUGUGCUGACUUAAUGGUGGGAGAUGCAAUGAGAAGAGGUAUUUCAGGUGGUGAGAAGAAGAUACUAACCACAGGAGAGAUGAUAGUAGGACCCUCAAAAGCGCUCUUCAUGGAUGAAAUAUCAACUGGGUUAGAUAGCUCCACAACCUUCCAAAUUGUUUCUUGCCUCCAACAGUUGGCUCAUCUCUCAGAAUCUACAAUACUAGUCUCACUUCUUCAACCAGCACCAGAGACUUACGAGCUUUUUGAUGAAAUUAUCUUGAUGGCUGAAGGAAAAAUUGUAUACCAUGGAUCUAUGAGUUGCAUUAUGAGUUUCUUUGAAUCAUGUGGAUUCAAGUGCCCUGAAAGGAAAGGUGCUGCUGACUUUCUUCAAGAGGUCUUGUCAAGAAAAGACCAACAACAAUAUUGGAACCGCAGAGAAACAUACAACUUUGUUACUGUUGACCAGUUUUGUGAGAAGUUCGGCGUAUCUCAAAUUGGUCAGAACCUUGUUGGGGAGAUUUCAACGCCUUAUGACUAAUCAAAAUGGCAUGAAAAUGCCUUAUCUUACAGUAUCUACUCGUUAUCCAAGUUGGAACUCCUCAAAGCAUGUGUCGCUAGAGAGCUUCUCCUCAUGAAACGAAAUGCCUUCAUCUACAUUACAAAAACUCUUCAGCUUGGACUACUUGCUGCUAUUACUGGGACGGUAUUUUUGCGCACACAUAUGGGUGUUGACAGAGUUCAUGCUAACUAUUACAUGGGUUCACUAUUCUAUGCACUGCUCCUGCUGAUGGUGAAUGGAUUUCCUGAACUUGCCAUGGCAGUUAGUAGACUACCGGUCUUCUAUAAACAAAGAGACUACUACUUCUAUCCUGCAUGGGCUUAUGCUGUACCAGCUUUCAUCGUCAAGGUUCCAGUCUCGUUAGUUGAGUCAAUAGCUUGGACAUCAAUAUCUUACUUCCUCAUUGGCUAUACUCCAGAGGCAUCUAGAUUCUUCUGUCAUCUUCUUGUCCUCUUCCUAAUCCACACUGGAGCAUUCUCAAUGUUCAGAUGUGUUGCCUCUUACUGCCAAACAAUGGUGAUUGGUUCAGUGGGUGGUACAAUGUCAUUUCUAGUCAUCCUUCUAUUUGGGGGUUUCAUCAUUCCUCGUUCAUCCAUGCCUAAUUGGCUUAAAUGGGGAUUUUGGCUCUCUCCGUUAUCAUACGCUGAGAUAGGCUUAACUGGAAAUGAGUUCUUGGCACCAAGAUGGAUGAAGUUCACAGUAUCUAGUAUGACACUUGGAAGAAGGAUACUAAUGGACAGAGGGUUAAACUUCUCCAGUUAUUUCUACUGGAUUUCAAUUGGAGCAUUGAUUGGGUUUAUUAUGUUAUUCAAUAUAGGUUUUGCCACCGGUUUGACUGUUAAAAGGCCUCCAGGAACUUCUCGAGCUAUUAUUUCUCGUAAUAAGUUUACCACAUUUAAUGGAAAAGACCAACAUACAUCCGAGGACAUUGAAGAUGGGAUGCAUAAGUCACAAGCGGAAAAUUCUUCUAAUCCAAGCAGGACUGGAAGGAUGGUAUUACCUUUCACACCCCUUGCAAUAUCAUUUCAGGAUGUGAACUACUAUGUGGACACACCUGCGGAAAUGACGGAGCAAGGUUACAUGGAGAGAAAACUUCAACUACUCCAUAACAUCACAGGAGCCUUCCAACCAGGAGUCCUCUUAGCACUAAUGGGGGUUACUGGGGCGGGAACAACCUUGCUUGAUGUUCUUGCUGGGAGGAAAACUGGUGGUGUUAUCGAAGGAGAUAUAAAAAUAGGAGGUUAUCCCAAAUUUCAACAAACAUUUACAAGGAUAUCAGACUACUGUGAACAAACUGAUGUUCACUCCACACAGAUCACAGUGGGCGAGUCGGUUGCAUAUUCAGCCUGGUUGCGCCUUCCAAUACAUAUCGACUCCAAAACACGAAAUGAAUUUAUCAAUCAAGUUCUUGAAUCAAUUGAGUUGGAUGAAAUAAGAGAUGCCUUGGUUGGAAUACCAGGGACAAAUGGACUAUCUACGGAGCAACGGAAGCGGCUCACAAUUGCAGUUGAGCUUGUAUCCAACCCUUCAAUCAUAUUCAUGGAUGAGCCAGCAUCAGGCUUGGACGCAAGGGCAGCUGCUAUUGUCAUGCGUGCAGUGAAGAACGUUUCGGAUACAGGUCGAACCGUUGUGUGCACUAUUCACCAACCAAUUAUAGAAAUAUUUGAGGCAUUUGAUGAGCUGAUGCUAAUGAAAAGGGGUGGAGAGUUGAUCUAUGCCCGGCCGCUUGGACAUCAUUCAUGUGAGAUGAUCCAAUAUUUCCAGGCAAUAUCUGGGGUACCUAAGAUCAAGGACAACUACAACCCUUCAACAUGGAUGCUAGAAGUUACCUCAACAUCUGUGGAAACUCAACUGGGAGUUGAUUUUGCACAACUCUAUAGGGACUCAUCAAUGUACAAGGAUAAGGAUGAACUCGUAAGACGCUUGAGUAUACCUCCUUUGGGUAGAAACAAUCUCAAUUUCCCAACACGGUAUCCACAGAAGUUUCGGGAGCAGUUCAAAGCUUGCCUUUGGAAGCAAUGUUUAUCAUAUUGGAGAACCCCUUCAUACAACUUGGUGCGAAUUGUGUUCAUAACAGUCUCUUGCAUUGCCUUUGGGGUGUUAUAUUGGCAGCAAGGCAAUAUAAAUCGCAUAAAUGACCAACAAGGUCUGUUCACCAUAUUGGGAUGCAUGUACGGCACUACUCUGUUUGCUGGCAUAAACAACUGCCAAUCUGUGAUGCCAUUUGUCUCGAUUGAGCACUCUGUCGUGUACAGGGAAAGGUUUGCUGGAAUGUACUCUCCCUGGGCUUACUCAUUUGCACAGUACGUCGCCAUGGAGAUUCCUUCUGUGUUUGUGCAAAUAGUGUUGUUCAUGUUCAUAGCUUACCCAAUGAUAGGGUAUGCAUGGGAAGCAACAAAGUUUUUUUGGUUCUUGUAUACCAUGUUUUGUACGCUACUACUCUACUUCCUCUACCUUGGAAUGAUGAUGGUGUCAAUCACCCCAAAUAUCCAAGUGGCGUCCAUAUUAGCAUCUAUGUUCUACACCAUACAAAAUUUCAUGUCCGGCUUCAUUGUGCCUGCACCACAAAUACCAAAAUGGUGGCUAUGGCUGUACUACACAUCCCCCAUGUCAUGGACAUUCAAUUUAUUCUUCACUACCCAGUUUGGUUAUGAGGAUGAUAAGAAGAUUGAGAUAUUUGGAAAGACAACUUCAGUCGCAGCAUUUGUGAGAGAUUACUUUGGUUUUCAUCGUGACUUGCUACCACUGGCAGCUAUAGUUUUGCUGGCCUUCCCCAUCUUCUUUGCCACUCUUUUCGGUUACAGCAUUUCAAAGCUCAACUUCCAAAGGAGAUAAAUCUAUAAUUAGUUAAAAGCAAAAUUGAUUGCAUAGUGUAGCAUAAAUUUUUCAUCGUACAUAUGUAUUUAUAGAAAAAUAAUUUUAUGUUUGCUUGCCAACAUUAAACUAGUGACUUGUAUAUAUAGAUAUGUACCACGCUGUUACAAAUAGUGCUUGAAA
This is a messenger RNA of Panicum hallii, 4500 nucleotides long. RefSeq names its product ABC transporter G family member 41-like. Gene Ontology annotation, cellular component: membrane. NCBI's taxonomy places the organism in Eukaryota, Viridiplantae, Streptophyta, Magnoliopsida, Poales, Poaceae. The record is from RefSeq and is a predicted model, not a curated record. Gene Ontology annotation, molecular function: ATP binding; ATP hydrolysis activity; ABC-type transporter activity.